AUGGCAUACGAUUGUGCUUUUUUAUAUUUUUCACAAAACCUUGAAGACAUAAAGUGUGUUCUACAAGGAUAUUUAAUUUUAAGCUACUUAUCGGUUAAAAAACAGGCUAAUCUACUAUCUUUUUUGUAUCGUCUUGAGAACCAUAGGCGUAUUAAAUAUUUUUCACCUGAUGUUAAUACUGAUCUACUUAAAUACCUUGGGUCUAAUCCAGUCACGAAAUACAUCUUUACCGUUUUUGAUAUGCAGCAUUACUUCAGUAGAGCAAUGCAACAUCCAAUCUGUGGUGAUAGGGCUUGCUAUAGGAAUCAGAUGAUGAACACUUUCAGCAAGAAUGCAUUUCAAACGUGUGACGAUUACAAACCCGUAUUUCUACAGAAAAAGGGUUAUAAAAAUGACUCACAUAUUGCUUUGCUAAACAGAGGGAAAUAG
Echinococcus granulosus is the source of this 429-nucleotide messenger RNA. RefSeq lists its product as hypothetical. Bases 1 to 429 code for a protein of 142 amino acids. The record is from RefSeq and is a predicted model, not a curated record. The transcript is spliced from 4 exons. Lineage: Eukaryota; Metazoa; Platyhelminthes; Cestoda; Cyclophyllidea; Taeniidae.